AUGAACAGUAGCGACGGUAGAAGAGGGGGGGAGGUGCCCAGUAGCUAUUGCCCACCCUACCGCAGCGCGUCCAUCUCGUUAGACACAAACAAGAGCAACACCGCAAUGACGUACACUGUGCCCCCCCGGGAUGCGAAGAACCUUCACAUGGAUUCCAAGUCGGACGACAUAGAAAUGUACGUAGAAAAUAUGCUUAAUGAACUGAAGGGGAAAAUGCAAAACUUGUCCAACAAUUUGCUAAGCAAGGUGGACAACAUGGAAAAGUCCUUGGAUGAAUUGGAGCAGGUCAUGUUAAGUUUUUCGAACAAGGCGGACAGGUGA
Plasmodium knowlesi strain H is the source of this 321-nucleotide messenger RNA. RefSeq names its product heat shock factor-binding protein 1, putative. NCBI's taxonomy places the organism in Eukaryota, Apicomplexa, Aconoidasida, Haemosporida, Plasmodiidae. The transcript has a single exon. Gene Ontology annotation, molecular function: transcription corepressor activity. The record is from RefSeq and is a predicted model, not a curated record. The coding region runs from base 1 to 321 and encodes 106 amino acids.